Rhodamnia argentea is the source of this 1769-nucleotide messenger RNA. Its product is annotated as DNA-directed RNA polymerase I subunit rpa49-like. Lineage: Eukaryota; Viridiplantae; Streptophyta; Magnoliopsida; Myrtales; Myrtaceae. The transcript has 4 exons. Gene Ontology annotation, cellular component: RNA polymerase I complex. Bases 249 to 1520 code for a protein of 423 amino acids. Gene Ontology annotation, biological process: transcription elongation by RNA polymerase I; nucleolar large rRNA transcription by RNA polymerase I; RNA polymerase I preinitiation complex assembly. The record is from RefSeq and is a predicted model, not a curated record. Gene Ontology annotation, molecular function: DNA binding.
CGGUGGUCAGAGUGGUCGCGGCUUGCCCUGAUUCGGCGAAGCCAGGAACCAGAGCACCGGAUGAGUCGCGGCACACGUCAGCCACCGAGCCUGUCGCCGCGCCUUCUACCCGCGAGCCAUCCGUGUUUAAUUUGAGAUUUCCCAUGAACAGGCCCUGAGUUCAAGAGGUGAUUCUGGCUAUAACACGAAACCCAUCUCUCCUCAAGUUCGGUUGCGCUCCUCGACAGCGCACACACUCCCCUCCAUCCAUGGAUAACACGGAAGCUUCACCCACCAAGCCCAAGAAGCGGCCGAGGGAGAAGCUCAACGCCACCAUCCAUGUCCUCCACGACAACCCCGACAAGACCCCUCCCCUCGUCGGCUACUUCCCAUCCGGCUUCGACCCUUCCUCCCGCCUCCGUGGCGGCUCCGCGGAGCCUGGCGUUAGGGUCUACCGCCACAGCAACCGGAAGUGGCCCAAUAGGCUCCAGCUCGUCGUCAGACCGCCGGAGUCCAACGUAGCCUUCGUCGGCUCCAGCUUCUCUGGCGAGCCCAACGCCAGCCAAUCCUGCACCUACGCCCUCGGCGUGCUCGAUAAGGAGUCGCAGACGCUCAAGAUCGUCCCUGUGGCCUGCAAUAAGUCCUUCCAAUUUCAUGUGGUACUGCUGCAGAUGUUCAGAUUGGAACCUAGAGUGGGAUCAGAUUUUGCUGACGAAGAGCACCCUGAGUUGGUUAGGGGAGAGCUUUCAGCAAAAGAGAAGGCUGAUAAAGUUAGAGAGCUUAAUUUACUCUUUGGAACUAAGCGGUCGGUAACACAGGAUAAAAAAAUGCAAUCUCUACGGCAAGAAGAUGAUCCCAACUCUCAAAAGGAUUUGGAUAGGAAGAUUAAGGAAGUUGCCAUAAACAAGGAAGCUCUUGAAAGUACAGGUUCUCAUACUGCUCGCAAUAUCCCCCCUUAUAACUCUUCUGCCACUACCCCAAAGGAUGCCUAUCCCAUAGAGAAAAUUAUUCUCAAAGGAGAGUGGGAUUACAUCAGGGAUAUUCUUCAACUUCUUGAAGCAGGAGAGAAAGUAUCGCCUGAUGCUUACCCAACAUUUGUUUGCAAUAGGAUCCAUAAAAUGGGGGAGACACAGGAUGAAAUGGAGAAGGAAACGCUUGGCUGCAUAUUCUCGUAUAUCAACCACCUUAUUAAGUUCAAAGAUCAGCAUUCUGCUGACGGUGCAUCCUCUGCGAAGAACCACAGGACUCCAAGCAUAUUGCGUCAGAAAUUCUCAACCAUGUUCUCCACCGCCGAAUCUAAAUGGCUGCCUUCUGAGAAAAUCGAUCUUCUAAUCAGCUAUGUCUUAGUGCUCACUUUGUUUGCAGAUGAUUUUCGGACAGACCCGACAGAUAUCGCUAAGGAUCUGAGGAUGAGUUCAGUAACCAUAAGACAGCAUUUCGAGCAUUUAGGAUGCAAGUUCAAGCGAGAGAAAAACGUGUUGUAUGCCAAUCUUCCUGUGCCUCUUAAGUUCCCGGAGUUGAGAAAGAGGCGCCGAAGGUAAGAUAGAUGAAUGGAUUUUCUUGUCCUUGCAACAGUUAUGUCAAGAGAGAGCCGUAUCCGAUCGAGAAGUGGAAUUUGCAAUGGCGGGAGUUUCAUUUUGUAUCUCUUUUAGCUUUACAGCGUCCUAUGGUGAUGGAACAUGUUUAUGCUUCAUUGCAAGCAACUCCACAGCGAGUCUACUUAAUCAAGUUUGCAUGAUGUACUUCUUUGAAAACGUGAGAGGCCUACAUUGGAAGCGAUUUUGUUGCAA